AUGUCCAACCUGUUCGACCAGGCGCGCGCGCGCCUGAGCGGCUCGCCCGCAAUGAUUCCCGAGCGGCUGCGGUCGUACUCGGGCCGCGUUCCGACGCUCGCCAAGGACGCCGACGGCGCGAAUACGAACGCUGCCGUCGAUCCCAGCGCCGGCCAAAACGCCGGUUUGAAGAGGCCCAGCAUCGCCGGCACUUGUGACAGCGGCUUGGGCUCCAGCACGGCCAGCCUGGCCUCCUCGGACGGCUCGUCCGACCUGCUCACUACGAACGGCGCCCAUGCCCACAAGCGUGGCCAGCCCGACGUCGCAGCCACGACUGUGACCACGGGCUCCGGGUCCGCAUCCAGCUCCACAGCUGGCUCUGUUUCGGACUUCAAUGCGGCCUCCCGGACCACCAAUUAG
This is a messenger RNA of Lachancea nothofagi CBS 11611, 399 nucleotides long. The record is from the annotation of a GenBank genome assembly. NCBI's taxonomy places the organism in Eukaryota, Fungi, Ascomycota, Saccharomycetes, Saccharomycetales, Saccharomycetaceae.